AUGGCAUCUCCACUGAGGAGUCUUGUUUACGACGAUAACCGGUACCAGAAGGCCUUCCAUCUUUUUCUGGAGCGUUCUUCGGAACAUCAGUGUAUGCAGGACUUUAUUCACAACAUCCUGCCCGACAUAGUCGCCAGCAUUGGAAAAGGGAAGUCCCAUCUUAACGUCAUUGGAGUUGGAAGUGGGGAUGGUCGCAUUGACUUAGAAAUGUUCUCGGAGCUCCGGCUGAAGCACCCUGGGGUGACGGUGGCCAACGAGGUGGUGGAGCCCAGCAGCCAGCAGCUUCAUAGCUACAAAGUGUUGGUGUCACAGAAGUCAGACUUGGAUUAUAUCACAUUUCAAUGGAACAAAAUGAAUGCCUCUGAAUUUGAAGAGCAAUGGAAGUUAAAGCAGACACCAAAGAAGGCUGACUUCAUUCACAUGAUUCAGAUGCUCUACUAUGUCAAGGAUGUUGAAGCGACUGUAAAAUUCUUCCGGAGUCUUCUUGACAAGAAUGGGAAGCUUCUCAUUAUUCUGGUGUCUGGUGAGAGUGGUUGGGGAAAGUUGUGGCGAACUUUCAGGAGUCAGAUCUGUGCCUGUGAUAUAAGUCAGUGUGUGACCACGGCAGAUGUGAAAAGCAUCCUGGACUCAGAGGGAGUGCAGUAUCAGAGCUACGUGCUUCCUUCUCAGAUGGAUAUCACCGAGUGUUUCACCGAAGGUGACGAGAGUGGAGAGCUUCUGCUCGACUUCCUCACCGAGGUGGAUCACUUCAGCCAAACAGCAUCGCCUCAGCUGAAAGCAGACAUCAUGAAGUUAUUGCAAGACCCGGCUUGUUCCCGGUUGGCAGACGGAAAAGUUGUUUUCAAUAACAACCUUGAGGUGAUAGUUGUUGAUUCAGCCACAUAG
This is a messenger RNA of Nerophis lumbriciformis (worm pipefish), 885 nucleotides long. The record is from RefSeq and is a predicted model, not a curated record. Lineage: Eukaryota; Metazoa; Chordata; Actinopteri; Syngnathiformes; Syngnathidae.